Carica papaya (papaya) is the source of this 1427-nucleotide messenger RNA. RefSeq lists its product as uncharacterized. NCBI's taxonomy places the organism in Eukaryota, Viridiplantae, Streptophyta, Magnoliopsida, Brassicales, Caricaceae. The record is from RefSeq and is a predicted model, not a curated record.
UUCUUCUUCAACCCUACCAGGAGGAACUUGAUUGUGCUUUGUGCAACCGCAGUGGGCAGAGCAUGGUUUAUGACUGCUCUCUCUGUGACUUUUCCCUUCACGUCAAAUGUGCUCAAGUUUUACCUCCGGUUAUUCAAUCUCAAAUCCAUGAACACCCUUUUACCCUCCUCUGCAAGCAAAUCUCAUUUUGUUGUGAUGCUUGUGGCCGAAUUGGCUCUCACUCUCCCUACGUUUGCAUCUCCUGCAACCUCACAGUUCACUACCGCUGUACUUCAUUACUAAGAACCAUCAAAAUACUUCGCCAUGAACAUCUUCUCAGACACGCUUAUUUUCUUCAUGAAAGUCGAUCUGAAUGGCGCAACUGUUCGAUUUGUCACCGGGAUAUGAGGGCAUCUCGUGGGUGUUAUCAUUGUCUAGCAUGCGAUUAUGCCGCCCAUGUCCGCUGUGCAACACGUUCUGAACUAUUGGAUGGCAGAACAAGAGAUGAAGAUGAUGAUAUGAAGAGCAGUGAGGCCAGGCUAGAUUCUAUAAUCAGGAUUGUUAAGGAAAUCAAGCUCGGUGAAGACACGAUUGCAGCUGAGAUUGAGCAUUUCAGCCAUGAACAUACCUUGAUUUUCAGUAAUGACGGUAAGGAUUAUAAAGGUUGUGAUGGAUGCGGACUACCUGUCUCGUCUCCAUUUUAUAGCUGUGAAGGGUGUGAUUUCUUCCUCCAUAAAACUUGUGCUGAAUUACCCAGAAAUAAGCUUUACCCAUUUCACCAGCAUACACUUACUCUUCUACCAAAAUCACCUCAUUCUAACAGAGUCUUCUCAUGUAAUGUCUGUUCAAUCUACUCCAAUGGCUUCUCUUACAACUGUGAGAGCUGCAGUUUUGAUCUCGAUCUUCGCUGCUCUUCAAUUUCAGACACCCUUACACAUCAAGCUCAUGAACAUAGCCUCUUCGUCUUCUUCCAGGAUGAUAGAAAGACUGAAUGCUGCGGCUGUGGUGCGUUGGAAAAGAACGGAGUGAGAUGCCCAGAAUGUUGGUAUUCUCUUGAUUUCAAAUGCGCUACGCUACCACUCACAGCUAAGCAUAGCUAUGACGACCAUCCUUUGAAGCUCACCUGCCGGGAUGAUUCAGAUUCAGAUAAGCUUUAUUGCGAUGUAUGCGAAGAUAAGAGAGAGCCAUAUAAUUGGUUCUACUCCUGCGAUGAUUGCGGUGUCACCAUUCAUCCCGAAUGUUUACUUGGCAAGUAUCCUUAUAUUAAGGUUGGAGAUAGUCACACAAUUGAUUCUCACCCGCACUCCCUCCGUUUCGUGAAGAAGACAGAGAAGUAUCCUUCCUGCAACUCUUGCGGCCAACCCUGCACAGAUUUGGCACUUGAGUGCGGGGAGUCUGAAUGUAGUUUUAUAGUCCACUGGGAAUGUGUUGCUCUUAGCAAGUCUUGA